This is a messenger RNA of Auanema sp. JU1783, 1218 nucleotides long. The record is from the annotation of a GenBank genome assembly. NCBI's taxonomy places the organism in Eukaryota, Metazoa, Nematoda, Chromadorea, Rhabditida, Rhabditidae.
AUGGACGUGGACCUGGAAUCCGUAGAGAUUGUGUUUGCUCAAAAGUUAGCAUCCGGUGAACCUGCAACUCGGAGAAGAGCUCUGAACACUCUUCGUGAUUGGAUUACCCAACAAUCGAAAGUCAAAGCUUUUGACAUGGCGGAUAUGACUAGACUUACUCAGGGGCUUCACUAUGUCUUAUGGAUGCAAGAUAAAAUGCUGUUGCAAGAAGAGUUAUCAGAUAAUAUUUGUUCAUUCUUCAUGAACUUCGAAACUGAUCAAGAACGUCAGCUUUUUGUGAAAUGCAGUUUUACUUCCCUUGCGAAGUCUUGGCAUAACAUUGACAAAUGGCGAGUGGACAAAUUCCUAUUGCAUUUGAGAAAACUAAUUUUUCAACUCUUCAAACACUUGGCUUCCAUCAAAUGGAAAAAGGCUCUCCGUGACCAAUACUUUGCUGCUAUAAAAGAAUCAAUUUUCACUAACAGUACACAUGUCUCGGACGGUUUGAAGUUCCAUUUCUGUUCCUUGUUCCUCGAUGAGUUAGAUAAAGCUGGAGGAUUAUCAAAGAAACAAGUUAGCAAUAUAUUACAAUUCUUCGUCGAUAUCAUAAAAGAGAAAUCUAUCAGUGACUAUUUGUUUAAUACAAUCCUCAAAGAAUGUUUCGAAACCAUACUUCAUUCUCUCUCAGAAGAUUUCGCUGCUAAAGAAAAUGGAGAGGAGAUACCUGCUGGCCUUGAGUUCGACUAUAAAGCUAUAGGGAAAAUGUUAUUCGAUGUAGGAAAACAUCCAGACGUUAAGUCGGCACGAAGAAAGGAACUGUACAAAAUGGUGAAACUAUUUGACAUCGCUGCGAAGGGUAAAGAUCCGUUAGCUUUCGAAGCUCCAGAAGCUGCGAUUUAUUUGGCUGCUGAAGAUAUUGAAAAAGCAGCUGAUGAGCUAAUAAAACAGGAGGAAGAGAACAGAGAAGAGCGGCAACUUCAUCGUACAACUAGAAAGAAAAGAUCAGCAGCUACUCUCGUCGGAGAGGAUAUAGAGCUUGAGAAAAAAGAUUUCAAAACUCCAAAGACCAAAGCUGAGCUCAAGAUCGACGAGUUGAAAAAUAAAGUAAAGAAACCUAUGAAAAAGAAGCCAAAGAAGAGUUUGACUCCCAAGAAAAUCGAGAACACCGAAGCUACCAGCAAAGUAACUAAAUCUAUUACAAAAAAGACUCCAACUCGUAGAUCAACGAGAAGAAAGUAA